Nanorana parkeri is the source of this 1305-nucleotide messenger RNA. RefSeq names its product sialidase-4-like. NCBI's taxonomy places the organism in Eukaryota, Metazoa, Chordata, Amphibia, Anura, Dicroglossidae. The transcript is spliced from 4 exons. Bases 1 to 1305 code for a protein of 434 amino acids. Gene Ontology annotation, cellular component: lysosome; membrane; cytoplasm. Gene Ontology annotation, biological process: ganglioside catabolic process; oligosaccharide catabolic process. Gene Ontology annotation, molecular function: exo-alpha-sialidase activity. The record is from RefSeq and is a predicted model, not a curated record.
AUGGGAUCCCACCACGUGCCCGCUCGCACAGUUUUAUUCGAGAGGGAAAAAAAUGGAGUCACGUACCGUGUACCUGCCCUACUUUACAUCCCUCGUUGGUCAACAUUGCUGGCUUUUGCAGAAGAGAGGUUGAGUGUGGACGAUGCUCAUGCCAAUCUACUAGUAUUGCGACGUGGUACUUUUUACCGUAACUAUGUGGAGUGGGAGGACAUGGUUGCGGUGGACAAAGCUCGUCUGACCGGACAUCGCUCAAUGAAUCCAUGCCCAAUCUACGAUGACUUCACAGGGCAGAUCUUCCUAUUCUUCAUUGCUGUCCUGGGCAGUACUACAGAAUCCUACCAGAUCAUCACUGGGCGGAAUUUGGCACGGCUGUGCUUCAUAACAAGCUCUGACCAAGGGAGAAGCUGGAGUGAUGUCACAGACCUGACUCACCAAGUGAUUGGGGAAUCCUUAAAAGAAUGGGCCACCUUUGCUUUGGGACCAGGACAUGGUAUCCAGCUAAAAUCUGGUCGUCUCCUUGUUCCUGCGUACACUUAUCAUAUCAACUGCCGAAAUUGCUUUGGCAAGCUUUGCCGUACUACACCACAAGCCUUUGCCUUUCGUAGUGAUGACCAUGGAAAGUCUUGGAAAGUUGGAGAACUUAUCCCAAACCUGCACACAGUGGAAUGCCAACUGGUGUCAGUGGAUGAGGAAGAUGGAAGUAACAUCCUGUACUGCAAUGCCAGAAGCUCUUUAGGAUUCCGAGUACAAGCUCUGAGCUCUGAUGGUGGCAUUGUCUUCCAGCCUGCACAGUUGGUUGAGAAGUUGGUGGAGACACCUAGUGGAUGUCAUGGCAGUGUCAUUGGUUUCCCUGCUCCUCUGGCCUUUUUAUCAAAUCAUGAUAUCAAUAAUGCAUUACAACACAAGACUCAUCACAGGACUGGGAAAGGGUUUCAGACACCUACAUGGGUGUUGUACUCCCACCCCACCAGUACACACUCACGGUUGAACCUAGGAGUCUACCUCAGCACCUAUCCUAAGGAUGCCGAUAGCUGGAGAGGACCCUGGGUCAUCUAUGAGGGACCCAGUGCCUAUUCCGACUUAUCAUAUAUAGAGCUGCCUUCUGGUGAAGAUGGAUCUGUGGGGUUACCACCCAUAGUCGCUUUUGCCUGUCUAUAUGAAAAUGGUUUAAAAUCUCCAUAUGAGCAGAUAUCCUUCAGUAUCUUUACUCUAUAUGAGGUCAUACAGAACCUGCCACUUAAAACCAACGUACUCCAUCCUCCCAUGACCAAAGACCAAAGGAAAGGGAACUGUGCAACUUCAUAA